Dioscorea cayenensis subsp. rotundata (Guinea yam) is the source of this 1724-nucleotide messenger RNA. RefSeq names its product myb-related protein 2-like. The record is from RefSeq and is a predicted model, not a curated record. The transcript is spliced from 7 exons. Lineage: Eukaryota; Viridiplantae; Streptophyta; Magnoliopsida; Dioscoreales; Dioscoreaceae. The coding region runs from base 334 to 1581 and encodes 415 amino acids. Gene Ontology annotation, molecular function: DNA binding; DNA-binding transcription factor activity.
UCAUUAAUUGACAACAAAAGUCGUGGAACAUGGACCACAGAUAAGGAAAGAAAGAUGAACAAGAUUUCUUUGGUUAGAUGUCAACAUUAGAUUUGAGUGGGUACUAUUUUGCAAAUGUUCCAAAUUCUCUUUUUGCCUAUAAGAAGACACUAGGGUUUCCCUUCAUCCAAGUAAGAAGGGGGUGAAGGGCUAACAAACAGGAGCAUUCAGAUUGCAAGAUGCACUUAAGGUAGCUUUCUAGAAUUAGGUAGCUGACAACACACAAGAUUUGUGUCAGGUACUUGCAGUUUUCCGAUCACCAAUAACAGAGGAGAAGAGAGAAAGGGGCAGAAAAUGUAUCAUCCUUACCCAAGUAAGAACAGCAUCCUUCCUGCUAGGGCAGCCUUUCCUCCAGAGAGACAUCUUUUGCUUCAAGGAGGAAACGUACAGGGUGAUUCAGGAUUAAUCCUAUCAACAGAUGCCAAACCUAGAUUGAAAUGGACACCAGAGCUUCAUGAACGAUUUAUAGAAGCAGUCAAUCAACUGGGUGGAGCAGAAAAAGCUACCCCAAAAACGGUCAUGAAGCUAAUGGGCAUUCCAGGACUAACCUUAUAUCACUUGAAAAGCCACCUCCAGAAGCACAGGCUUAGUAAGAAUCUCCAUGCUCAAUCUUGCAGUGGAGCAACCAAAAAUGUCAUAGGUUGCACAGUGGCCACAGAUAAAGCAUCUGAAGUUACAGGAUCAUUAAUGAGCAAAACAAACAUUCCUGCUCAGACGAACAAUUCCAUGCAGAUAAGUGAAGCACUUCAGAUACAGAUUGAGGUCCAGAAACGGCUACAUGAACAACUUGAGGUGCAAAGACACUUGCAGCUCCGAAUAGAAGCUCAAGGAAAAUAUUUACAAUGUGUUCUGGAAAAGGCCCAAGAGACACUUGGAAAGCAAAACUUGGGUCCUCAGAGCCUGGAAGCUGCCAAAGCACAGAUCUCUGAAUUGGUCUCCAGAGUGUCCAAUGAAAGUCUGGGUACUGCAUUUCCAGGUUUCAAAGACCUCCCUUUAGAGACCCUGCAAGCACAAAUGGCACAGCUUGCUGACUUUUCAAUGGAUAGCUGCUUGACCUCUGUAGAAGGAUCUCAAAAGGACCAAGAGGUCCACAACCUAGAUACAGGAUUGAGAAUUCAUCAAGCUAGAACACCCCAAUGCUUUGGGGAGAAUAUCAAGCUUGAGCAGCCUAAUAAUGCAUGGGAUGGAAACACAACAGUGCAUGAUAUAGUCCCUUCAACCAAAUUGAGAGAUUCAUCCAUGACAAUUUUCCCAGUCAAGAUGACUGCAACUAGUCCAACGAUCAGCUUUAAAACGAAAAGCGAGAAAGAAGGAAAUAACAGCAUUUCUAAUGCAUGGCACAAAGAAAGAGGCUUGGAUGAUCUUUCUCAUUAUGAACAGCCACUACGCGAUAGACCAGUGAUGCAACAAGAGAAACAAAGGCAAUCAGAUGCAUAUGGACUGCCAUGCCAAACAGCACAACUGGAUUUAAAUGUUGGUGAUGACAAUCUUUCUCUUUCAGAUUGUAAACAAUUUGACUUGAAUGAUUUUAGCUGGAGCUGAAGGAUGCCAAACCAGAAAGAAGAUAGUAAUUAGUAGGUGAUGAGUGUAUGGAAAGCUAUUAUAUAAGCACCUGCUACAGCCUUCCAUAUAUAGUUCAACGUAGAAUCAGUUGAUAACAGUCUUCCUUGUCCAGAAAUUGCAGU